Molecule: messenger RNA, 1462 nt
Organism: Rhodamnia argentea
Lineage: Eukaryota; Viridiplantae; Streptophyta; Magnoliopsida; Myrtales; Myrtaceae
Product: RNA-directed DNA methylation 4-like
Exons: 10
Coding region: 173-1270 (365 amino acids)
Source: RefSeq, a predicted model, not a curated record
UACAAGGCAAUUGUUCCGCCAAGGCAUGUAAAGGAGGAACGAAAAGUUCCGGAGACAUCCGAGUGCUAUAAGAGACGAGCGAACGUCUUCGCCGGUGAAUUUGAAUGAUCGAAUUGCUAUCGGCGAGCGCAUUAAACCCUAAACCCUCGAUUUCUUGCUCGGAAAGUUGGCGAUGGAAGCCAUUGGAGAGAGCUCUUCGGCCCGUCCCAAGUCCGACGACGACGACAAGCCACUGAUCGUUCGGGUCAAGCGCAAGGCCUCCCACUCCCCCGUCGACGCUUUCUGGUUGGAAAUCAACGAGAGGCCGCUGAAGAGACCUAUUCUCGAUUUUGAGAAAUUGUCUAUCUCAGACGCUGCUGUAAAAGAGAAUGAGUUGAAGAUUAAAAGGGUGUUAGUGAAACAUGUUGAAAGCACAAACAGCUCCGAGGCUGACUUUGAUUUAUUGCAAUCAUUUCUGCCUAGAUCUGCUGAAGUUUCUGGAUCUAAUACAGUUAUGGAGGAAAGAAGACGCACAUUUAAAAAGGACAAUAUACAAGAGGACUUGCUGUCUAAAGCGAGAGAGGCAAAAGAGACAAUUGCCAAAAAUGCUCGCUUUGAGCAAAUAUGGAGUAGACGGAAAGGAAGCGAAGGGGGCACGAACAACAAAGCUCUUCUUGACAUGUAUCAGUUUUAUGAUGUUGUUCGUGUUGAUGGAGAAGAAAAAACCAGUACGGUCCAAAAGGAAGAAGAGUUAUCGUUGGACGAUCAGAGGAUGUUAUCUAGUUAUCUACCUAUGUUGAGAGAAUUCAUUCCAAGUGCUGCAGCUGAGAUUGAAUCCGAUUUGAAGGCCCACAAGUCAAAACAAGGAGCCACCGAUGGUUAUAUAUACGAUUACUAUACAUUAAAUGAUAAUGUAGACAUGUGGAAGGAUGAUUCUUUUAGCAAAUUUCCGCUAGUGCAAGUGGAUGAGGAUGAUUUUUAUGAUGAGCCUGAUGAAUCAGAUAUGGAGAGCUACGAUUCUAAUGCUGAGAAUAAUCCUCUGAAUGACUAUCCUGAGGAGGAAUCUGAAGAGGAAAUCGAGAAUGAAGAUUCUGAUGGUCAAUCUAAAGACGAAGAUGAAGAAGAAGAAGAGAGUGCUAAGAACAGCUCUUCAGAAUCCGAGGAUUUUGUACUGCGUAGUUCGUCAGAUAUAGAUGCUUCAUUUGAAGAUGUGAUGGGGUUUGAUGACAACGUUCUUGAUCACGAUCACGAGGAGGGUGAGGGUGCUGAUUGGAGAUGGUCCUAUCGAUGAAGCUUUGCCAACAUGAAUCAGAGGCGUUCGUUCACCAGUUGACCUAUUGCGUGGAAAGAAGUGCUUUUAGUAAUUGUGCCAUCUUCAGUUUUUUACACAUGGACGAUCUGGCUUAAUUAAGAACUCUGGUAAUUGAUUGUUAAUACUGGAGUGAUUUGACAGCCCACGAACAAAGUGCAGAUGGGCAUUUCC